Messenger RNA from Paramecium tetraurelia, 611 nucleotides. RefSeq lists its product as uncharacterized. The transcript has 2 exons. Lineage: Eukaryota; Ciliophora; Oligohymenophorea; Peniculida; Parameciidae. The record is from RefSeq and is a predicted model, not a curated record.
AUGGACCCAAUAUUUUACACUCUUCUAGGUAUGGGAAUAGGAUACAUUGGAUCUCAAGUUCUCACGAAUAAAAUCUUCCAAAAUAAGUAGAAUAAGAAUCCAUAAUAGAAUUAACCUACCAAGAAAUUCCUACCCUCAACUCCUGACAUUAAAAAAGCAUUUCAAUAAAAUCAAAUCCCUUAACAAAUCCAAAGAAGAAUUGAAUUCAAUGAUUAAUUGAGAAAAAUCGUCAAAAUUUAACCUCCUCUAGAGUAACAGGAUACUGAUAGUUAAUUUUCAUAACCACAAGAUUCAGAAAAUAGCAAGCCCAAUCAAUUCAAUAAUUCUGAUCAUAACACCCAGCCUCAAACUCCCAAUUUUCAAAACAUAGCCUAAGCCAAAUCUAAUAUUCAAUUGUUUGUUACUCCAGAAUAAAUCCAAUAAAUGAACACAUCCCCUUUAAUUUUACAAUAAAAUAAAUUUAGCGUCUCUUAAAAACAUCGCCCUUAGAGUACCUCAUCGGUUAGCCAUUCAGAAUCAUCACCACAAUCUAGCGAUAAAGAAGAAUGAGAUAAAUUUAUAUAAUUUUAUUAUAAAGUGGUGUUGCAUUCUCAUACUUAAAUAUUGAUUGA